Molecule: messenger RNA, 919 nt
Organism: Pseudo-nitzschia multistriata
Lineage: Eukaryota; Bacillariophyta; Bacillariophyceae; Bacillariales; Bacillariaceae
Source: the annotation of a GenBank genome assembly
CACUACCGUGUGGUAUGUACGUACUCGUACUGUAAUUCUAGUAUGCGUAUUUUGAAAUUUGUACGAACUUCGUCCGAGUACGUAGCGUACUAGCACACUGGUCUUGUACAGCAUUUUGCAACUCAAGGGGGAAAGAAUUGAAAGAAAUUUUUGGAUGAAUUCCCUCUGUACAGUAUGUUGUAUUCUGUUGUACAGCAACCAUGAUCGCUCGAAGCCUCCGGCCCAAGAAACCAGACGCUACGACAGCAGCGGCAGCGGCGUCCGGUGCCGGCCCCACCGUCUGGAACGACAGGGCCUCCGUCUUGGCCAGGGUCGAAGAGUGCGGCUGGGCCCUGGCGUGGGCCUCGGAGGACCUGCGCGACGACAAGGAGGUCGUCCUGGAAGCCGUUCGUGCGGACGGGUACAACGCGCUGUGGCAGGCCUCCCCCCGGCUCCGGACCGACAGGGACUGCCUGCUGGCCGCCCUCGCCCACAACGGCGACUCCCUCUGGCGCGUCCCGGAGGCCUCGAGGCACGACCGGGUCCUCCUCUCCACCGCGGUGGCCUUUUCCCCCUCCGGGGAGGCCCUGUGGCACGCCCCGGAGGAAGAACGGGACGCGGAGGACCUGGUGGCCACCGCGGUGGCCCACAGGGGGGAAGCACUUGCCCACGCGUCCGAUCGGUGCAGGGGGAUCCCUUCCCUGGUGCGGUCCGCCGUCUCGCAGAACGGCCGGGCCCUGGGCUUUGCGGCCCCCCACCGGAGGGGGGACCCCUUUCUCGUCCUGGCCGCGGUCUCGAACGACGCCUCGGCGCUGGAAUUCGCGGGCCGGGAGUUCUUUGUGGCGGCGGCGAGGGCCGCGCUGCACCGGUGGUCCCUGGGGGCAGGCGUUCCCUCGUUAGCCGGAAAAGUGGAUUUUUGACCGCAGAAAGGAAGGUGUUG